Molecule: messenger RNA, 3059 nt
Organism: Alexandromys fortis (reed vole)
Lineage: Eukaryota; Metazoa; Chordata; Mammalia; Rodentia; Cricetidae
Gene: Elmod2
Product: ELMO domain containing 2
Exons: 9
Coding region: 272-1153 (293 amino acids)
Cellular component (GO): membrane
Molecular function (GO): GTPase activator activity
Source: RefSeq, a predicted model, not a curated record
GGGAUUUAAAACAAAAACAAAACAAAAAAAACUUUGUGUGUGUGUGUGUGUGUGGCAUUUCUGCCCUUCGUCUAUUGACUGGAAAAAUCAUGAGUUCGUCAGGAUGCCAUCUGCUCGGUUUUCAGCCUGUAUGCUUCAGUUUGUAAGCCACUUGUGCUGGCGUCAGCUGACCGAGACAGCUGGGACACGCUCUGCGCCCGGGCAAGAAGAGCUCAUUCUUGGGGAAGCCACAUGUGAUGUGUGGUUGAUUUGAAAUUGUUGCUCGGACAACAUGUUUAUUUCUCUGUGGGAGUUCUUCUAUGGGCACUUUUUCCGGUUUUGGAUGAAAUGGGUCUUACGACAGAUGACUGGGAAGUGUGAACUGCAGCGAAUUUUUGACACCUAUGGCGGCGCACAGAGGACAUACAGGAUAGAAAACUCCUUGACAUAUUCCAAGAGUAAGGUCCUCCAGAGUGCCACACGAGUUGCCGAGAGUGAGCUGGACAGAUGUGUAGCAGACAUAAUGAAGGAGAAGAACAUCUGCCGGGAGAAAGACACCAGUUUUCAGAUAUGCAUGAGGACAUGCUUACUGCAGAUAUCUGGCUAUAAGCAGCUCUAUCAGGCUGUGGAAAAUGUGAGGAAAAAACCCUACGAUUCUGGCAAUGCGCAGCAUGAGAAACUGCUCCUCAAGCUUUGGAGUCUUCUGAUGCCUACGAAAAAGUUGAAGGCCCGGAUCUCCAAGCAGUGGGUGGACAUUGGUUUCCAAGGUGAUGAUCCCAAAACAGACUUCAGAGGCAUGGGCAUACUCGGACUGAUCAAUCUUGUGUAUUUCAGUGAAAAUUACACCAGCGAAGCACACCAGAUUCUUUCCCGUUCAAAUCACCCCAAAUUAGGGUAUUCGUAUGCAAUAGUUGGAAUCAAUCUCACAGAGAUGGCCUAUAGCUUACUAAAGAGCGAAGCCCUGAAGCUGUAUCUCUACAACUUUGUCCCUGGGGCGCCAACCAUGGAGCACUUCCAGCAGUUCUACUGUUACCUUGUCUAUGAAUUUGACAAGUUUUGGCUUGAAGAAGAACCAGAAAGCAUUAUGUACUUCAACUUGUACCGAGAGAAGUUUCACGAGAAGAUUAAAGGACUCCUAAUGGAUUACAACACUGUACUCACUUUGAAAACAUGAGACAAACAUAGCAUCUUCUCUUUCUACCACAUUUUGCACACACAGCAGAAUUUAUAUGUUAUAGAAAUUAUCUGAUCAACUACACUCUUAUAUAUAAUUUCCUACAAAAUCCUUCAGAACUCUAUUUAAAAAGCUAGUGGACAAUCAGUGUAUGUUUACAGUUGUUUAUACACUGUUCUCCACAGGUUCGCACCCUUCCAAAGAGCCCUUCUGGAGUCACGUGAACUACAGUUUGAACUUGGGACUUAGCCUGUUAGUGUAAAAGUUUAAAUCAGGUAUAUUUAUAUUUAGCCAGUUGACUAAAAUGUGCACGAAUCUCAUUUUUAUGUGUUGUAGCUCUCAAGCUGGUGUCCUUUCCAAAAUUUUAAAACUCUUCAAGAUGAUUUUUAGUCUGGAAAUGGCUUUUGAGUGUGCUUUGUCUCUUUUAUUUCUAGCCGAUGGGCACCGUGUGUGCUCUAAGGCUUCCUUUGUGUCCCCAGCACUUGUCAGGGUGUCCAUCAGAGAGGGCGAGGAAUCACGGCUUCCUUCUGAAUUUCUCUGGAGACCGAACAUGACAAAAAAUGAGAGAAUGGCAGCCUGGGUGACUCUGUUUUUAUUGACACGUAGCAUGUUUUGGGGGUCUUAUUUCAAGGUUUCCAGGCAUUUACCCUUGCUCAGUGUUUGCUUUUAUCAGCUGCAUAGAGAACCUUCCUCAGAGCUCCCCGGGAGGCACUCUGCCUCUGUGUUAGAGAGGAACUGCAUCUACUAAGAAAAUCCUGACUUUGGAUACAUGGUUUCUUUUAAGAUAAAACUAUCUUUGAAAACUACACAGGAAGAAAGCUGAGAGCUUUCGCAAAAUCUCUGGUCUCCAUCAUUGGCGUGUUUGACUUGCUGUUCAUUUUUGCUUGGCCUUGCUUUGACUCUGGUGUUUCUGGGUAAUGAUGUAGGGACCUGGUCAACAGGCUGUGGGGGUGCCAUAGCCUGGACUAUGACUGUGCUUUUAUAUAGCUUUACUCCCCCAAAGCUCAGGAGGGUGACAAGUACUGUUGAGGAUCAGACGUGAUGAGAUUCUGAAGGGAUGGUUUCCUCUUGGCAUGUUUUAGAGAUUUGUUUUCAGAGAAAAAUUAAAAGAGUCUAAAGAUAGGAAAAGAUUAUUGGAUUCUGAAGCAGUGCUUAAGUCCCGUGGGGAAGUCACAAUAUCAUAAGUUAGAAUAUGGUGCUAUUUUGCACAUGUUUUAGUAUCAGGUAUUUAAAGACUAGCUUAUGUGAUAGAGGAAGAUCUGGUACUUUCCAUCAGUUGGUGUGUGUCUUUUGACAAACCCCCAUCUUCACGCUGGUCGAAGAGUGGUACAGACGCCCUAUAUGACGCUGCGGCUGCAGUGUUGCACAGCCCAUGCAUUGCAGUGCAUGGGUUAAAAGUGUUUUUCCUCAAGGAAGAUGGAACUUUUUUAAAAGUAGGUUUGUUUUAUAAUACUAGAAAGGAUUUAGCUUUUCAGUAUUAUAGGAACUUAAUAAUUGAUUUCUUAAUAGGGGACUUUCUCAACCCUGGUCAUAUACUCGUUUCACUUUUGGGUAUCUUCUGUCAUCCAGGUUGUAUGAUGAACUAUAUGGCAAACCCUAACAAGGAGCACAUGUCUGCUGUCUUUGUUCAUUGUGCUGUGUGAUAGCUUUUCCAUGGAGAGUAGCUGUGUAAGUCUUUAACUUCUGCACUAAAAUACUUAUUGUAUUUUAAUUUUUCAGCAGCUUUGAUCUUGAACUGAUUUAACUCUUUAUCAGCAUAUUUAAUAAAAAGACUACUUGAAGUGUGAAAGAGGAAAUGUUUAAGUAAUUAAGCCUUCCCAGCAGGAAACCUCUACUCAUGUUAAGAACAUCUUGUCAUAGUUUGGUUAAUGUCACAGUCAUUAAAUUCUCCUUUGUUUGUACGUUA